UCCUUCGCGAAGCUAAGCUGGUUCGGUUCGUUUCUUCUUCGAAAAUAAAUAGAAGUAUCAACAAAAAUGUAGACAUUGGCCUUAAGGCCAACAAAUAUUAAUCCGAAAUAAUCAUAUUUGUUUGGAGAUGUUUAAACACAAAUUGUGGAAUAUUUAAAAGUGAGCACCUUGAUUUGCAGACUUCUUGUGCGGGUGUGCGGUAUAUUUACAGUUAGUUGCGCAAAGUGCGUGUUUAAAAAUAGCAAAAAAAGACGCUGGAGAUGAAAACCGAAAUAAAUAAGGAGAGGAAUAAAUAAGUGCCAAAGAGAAAUAAGAAAAGCCCAGCCAGACAGUCUGGAAAAUCUAGAGAAAAACAAAUUUAAGCCGGCACUAAAAACCGAAAGUGGCUGCAUCCUCGAUUUUGAUGAGCAGCCAACAGAGAUUUCCGGUACCCAGCCAAAUGGCGAGGCGGAGUUCCACGCUCCAGGAUUUAAAUGCCCCAAAUUCUUAUAUAUGAAAUAAUUCGUUGCCUAGCAGGCCACACGCCCUAUCACCGGCCAUGCCCUCCGCCUCCGUCCCGCCCCUUCCGGUCGACACUGCGUGGAAAAAAAUCAGAAUGCCAGCCCAGUCCAGUUAAUGGAAUGAAAUAAAAUAAAUCAAAACGGCAAAAGCGGCGAAACAGCAGAGUUGACACAAAAGAAAAGGCCAUAGUGAAAUAAUAUAAAAUUCGAAGGCGAACGAAUGAAAUCAAAAAACCAGCGUAGAGUAACGCGACCAACACGAAAGAAAUCAACACUUGGACCGGCAACAGCAACACAUAUUGCCAGUGCAAUUGCAACAGCAACUUAUAUUGCAACUGCACCAGCAAUUCGAGGGAUCUGCUGGACACAUUCUCUAGAAUGAAGGGCAACUACAUCAAUCUCAGCACGCACAGUGGAAUCAACGGAGCCAGUGGCAACGGCAACGGCAACGGCAAGAUGUCGCUGGGCAAAUCCAUCAAAAUGUACCUGACUAUUUUCAUCGCGACCACAUGCAUUUACAUGGUGCUCUACCAGUACCACAUAUCCCGCGAACCCUUCGCCGCCGCCGAAGUUGUCAAGCAUCAAGAGAAAUCAUCGUCAUAUAUCGCUUCAUAUUUGUGGUCACCCAUUUCCCUGCUAAUGGCCAAUAGUUCCUCAAACAUCAAUACCAAAUCCACAACAACAAGCACAACAAUAGCUCCAAUAACAAGAACAACAACAACCACAACCACAACAGCUGGUACAGUGGGCAGUGUGGGUCAGAAAGUGGGUGGUGCAUCCUCAGCCUCCAUUCGCAUGGUUUCAUUAGCGGCCACAGAAGCCACAUUUAUAUCCUCGUCAUCGGAACUAAGAUCGGGAUUGGGAUCGGAAUCGGGAUCGGUGGGUGGCUAUCAAAAGACUGCAACCACUAAAACAAGCACCACAACAAGAACAACAACCACAACAACAGCCACAGCCGGUGUGUUAGCAACAACAAUUAAAUUGACAACAACAACGAAAGCCAAAACAAGCGCCAAAACAUCCGCGGUGGCCACGCCCACCGCCUCCCACUCGGAAAACGGCCAAAAGACUCGACCAACAUUCGUUGCCGCCUCAGAGCCCCCGCCCCUGUACAUAAUCACGCCCACCUACCGACGACCCGAGCAGCUGGCGGAGCUCACCCGGCUGGGUUAUACCCUGAAACAUGUGGUCAAUCUACUCUGGCUGGUCAUCGAGGAUGCCAACAAAACGAAUCCGCUGGUGGCCCACACUCUGGACCGGAUCGGAGUGCCCUACGAGUAUAUGGUGGCACCCAUGCCCGAGAAGUACAAACAGACGAAACGGGCCAAGCCGCGUGGCGUCUCCAAUCGGAAUCGAGGCCUGGAGUAUCUGCGCCACAAUGCCACCGAGGGAGUGCUCUACUUCGCCGACGACGACAACACCUACGACAUUAGCAUAUUUGAGCAGAUGCGCUACAUAACGAAAGUGGCCAUGUGGCCAGUGGGCCUUGUGACAAAGACCGGCGUAAGCAGCCCCAUAAUUCAGGGGGGCAAGCUGGUGGGCUUUUACGAUGGCUGGAUCGGGGGUCGCAGAUAUCCUGUGGACAUGGCUGGUUUUGCAGUGAGCGUUAAGUUCUUGAAGGAGCGACCAAAGGCGCAGAUGCCUUUUAAGCCGGGAUACGAAGAGGACGGCUUCCUGCGCAGUCUGGCUCCACUGGACAAUAAGGAAAUCGAGCUGUUGGCCGACGAGUGCCGAGACAUUCUCACGUGGCACACGCAGACGAAGAAGAACGCCCCCGCACAGGCGCUGAACAGGACGCGCUACAAGAACACGAACCUGGAGUACAUAGACAAGUUGCUGGUGCGCCCGUAGGGAUAUUGACUGUAGUUAGCUAGUUAGUCUUAGCGAGGAGCCCCCCGCGAGCUCCUCCCAUUUUGACCGUGGCUCUGACGGGUUGUACAGGUACAACCUGGCGCACGGAGAAACCAAUCAGAUUUGAUCAGAUCAGUAGUCGGUGUACAUUGCAACCAUAAUCAUACGAGUAGUUAGGCUCUAAGCGCACACUACACACCUCUAUGGUAAUUCAAUGCACCGUAGGCUUUUUUUGGUCCCCUCACACGUAAUCGUAGCAUAUACACGCCUAAUCAUACCUUGAGUAAUGUAUUGUAUUGUAUUGUAUCAUAUCUCAGCGUCCACGACUAUUUUGUAAAUAAUCGCAAUGCUUGAUUUAAGCUUAAGACAUAUGUGCUACAAAUUCUGUUUACGCUCUAAGUUGAAACGGAUUUUUCAGCCAAAAGGGCAAAGUUUAGCAACGAAUUGGUUAAGAUGUUCCUAGAGACCAAAGAAAAAGGACCCCUCAAGUUCUGCAUUCAACACACACCUACCUAACAUGCAUUCCCCUGGGAAAGUUCAAUCAUUUGCGAGGUCAAGGCCUGCAGCACAUCAGCAAUCAAUUAGGGCAAGGUGUCAACAACAAACUUGUUUCCCCGAAUUCUCCAAAAACCGGGGCAGUCGUUUCAAUAAUUCAUGCCCGUCAUAUGGAUGUUCGAGGCACAUGUACGAGUGGCACAGAUAAGUUGUCCUUCCCCGGAGAAUCCAAAUCGCGUGCCACACUAAAAUUGCACAAACAGACAGUGGAUACGAACAGGACGAAGGGGACACAGUUUAAACAUUGUAAUGGCUCCUGCUAAUGGGACUGAAUGGCUCAAAAGUUUGGCAAAAUCAAUUUCAUUCGAAACGCUGCACGAUUAUCCAUUUUUUUUUUUUUGUUGAAUGAGAACUCCUUUUGUAUGCCUAAGAUAUGCGUUUAGUUUUUCCGAAACGGGUUUCCAAAGCAACAGUUUCACUUUCACUACUCAUAAGUAACGCUAAGUUAAGUUUACGAAGAAAUUUAUAUUCAAGUUAUGAACUGCACUGAAAUCGCCUACAUGUAAAUAAUAAUCACCAAAUAUUGUAACCAAAUUUUUACACGUCCCGCAAAAAAAAAAAGGGAAGACGCGCAGGAAUGUGGAAGAGACUAUGACAAAUGGUAUUACGAAAUUUAUACAAUUUAUACAAUUGAAUAUGGUAUAUGGAAUAUGGAAUACGAUAGGCCGCAAAGCAAUUAGUUAGGUACUUACAAAAAUCUAACAAAAAUAAAAUUAACAAUGGAGUCUGGGACGAGCUCUCAAGAAAAAUCAACUUAAACCUUUUCAAGAAUAUCUCAAAAUGUUUCAAUGAAUAUUAAAGAUACACACAAAUACGUCUAAAACUAUUCUCUUAUUCAAGUAAACAACUACAACUACAAAGUUUAAACCUGACAUGACUUAUAGCAAGGAACUUCAAUCAUUUUUUAAAAAAAUACAAAUACCUUUCAAUAAAUUGAUACAAUUUUCUUAACAAUUUUCAAAGUA
Molecule: messenger RNA, 3871 nt
Organism: Drosophila elegans
Lineage: Eukaryota; Metazoa; Arthropoda; Insecta; Diptera; Drosophilidae
Product: galactosylgalactosylxylosylprotein 3-beta-glucuronosyltransferase P
Exons: 9
Coding region: 879-2351 (490 amino acids)
Biological process (GO): chondroitin sulfate proteoglycan biosynthetic process; carbohydrate metabolic process
Cellular component (GO): Golgi membrane
Molecular function (GO): galactosylgalactosylxylosylprotein 3-beta-glucuronosyltransferase activity
Source: RefSeq, a predicted model, not a curated record